GGCCUAGCGUCCCUUGCAGCAGCAGCCGGUGGAGGCGCUGUCCCCCUUCCCUGUGUCGCCGGCGCUCGCCCGCUCGCUCGCUCUAUUCUCCCUCCGCUUCAGAUUAAAGGGGGGGGAGGGAAAAGAAGGAGCUCAGCCGCCAUUUUCUCAGCUCCGCCACCGCCACCGCCACCGCUUGUCGAGGCGGCGGGAGAGGAGAGCUACUCAGCGAACCCUGCUCGCCUCGUUGCAGCUGAGCCGGGGGCGGCCGGAGCGCGCUCCCCCGGCCGGGGAAAAGGUGUUCGGAGGGUGGCGGCCGGGACAGCGGACUCCGGGCUGCAGACGGCGGCGCUUGUUUGUGCGGGGCGGGGGGGCGGCUUUUCCUUCUCCCCCCGCCCGCCCUUCAGCUCGGGUUGCGGCUCCCAGCCGUGCCCAGGCCCCUGCAGAAGCGGACGAAGGCAGGAAAAGGGCUCGAGAAAGACAAGAGAAAGCGGCCGUUCCCUCCUCUGCUGCCUUCCCCUCCCCCCCGCGGGGAAAGUCAGGGCGGCUCCGGGCGGCGGCGGAGGAGAGCGGGGGCUGCAGGGGGGGCCCGGGCCGGAGCCGGGGCCGUCUCGCGCUCCCGCUCUCGGCCGCCGCCACGGUCCUUCCGACCCUCCCUGGCGAGGCGAGCGGGGUUGUUUGCAAACUGCGCCCAUUUUGUGGGGCUGAAUCCGCCCGGGCUACGCUCCUCCAUCACGUGACUAUCCUCUGGCAACAUAAUAAGGGGCCGUGGAGCUGGCCUCAACAACAGGAGAGGCUGGACUCCCUGUCUCUCUGUGCUGAAUGGCUGCGAUGGCGCCCGCUCUCACUGAUGCAGCAGCUGAAGCUCACCAUAUCCGGUUCAAGCUGGCUCCCCCAUCCUCCACCUUGUCUCCUGGCAGUGCCGAGAAUAACGGCAACACCAAUAUCCUUAUUGCUGCCAACGGAACCAAAAGAAAAGCCAUUGCAACAGAAGAUUCCAGUUUAGACUUCCGAAACAACCCAACCAAGGAAGAUUUGGGAAAGCUGCAGCCAUUGGUGGCAUCUUAUCUCUGCUCAGAUGUAGCAUCUGUUCCUUCAAAAGAAUCUUUGAAAUUGCAAGGGGUCUUCAGCAAGCAAACAGUCCUUAAAUCUCAUUCUCUCUUAUCUCAGUCUUUUGAACUCCGAGCUGAGCUGUUGGGGAGACAGCCAGUUUUGGAGUUUUCCUUAGAGAAUAUAAAAACCAUGAAUACAAGUGGCCAGCCAACUCUGCCACAAGCACCUGUAAAUGGGUUGGCCAAGAAAUUGACUAAAAGUGCAAAUCCUGACCAUGAUAAUUCCAGUUCUCUCAAUGGAGGAAAAUGUGCUCUUUCUUCAUCUACUCUUCAGGGUGUUGAAGUUCGGGGUUCUGAACCUGGGGACUUGAAGGUGGGUUUGACCAAUACAACUCUUCCACAUAGAAACCUUGAUGUUGAGCACAUGUUUAGCAAUAAUGGCACUGCAAACAAAUCUUCUGUAAAUUCCUCGGAGCAGCUGGCACUUCAGGGGGGCAGUGGAGAGAGUAGGUUAUCACCUGACACAAACUCCAAUUCCAAUUUGGGGAGUAGCAAGACACAAGGGCAGAAAUCUCCUCUGCCUUGUAGUGUUUUUAGUUCUCUAGAUUCUGAUAUGAGGACAACAGCAUUAUUGCGACGGCAGGCAGACAUUGAGAGUCGUGCUCGGAGGCUGCAAAAGCGCUUACAGGUGGUGCAGGCCAAACAGGUGGAGAGGCAUAUACAGCAUCAGCUGGGUGGUUUCUUGGAGAAGACUCUAAGCAAACUGCCAAACUUGGAAUCCUUGAGGCAUCGUAGCCAAUUAAUGCUGACCCGGAAGGCUGAAGCUGCCUUGCGGAAAGCUGCCAGUGAGACUACUACUUCAGAAGGACUUAGUAGUUUUUUGAAAAGUGAUUCUAUUUCAGAAGAAUUGGAGCGAUUUACAGCCAGUAGCACAGCUAACCUGAAGUCCAGUGAACAGGCCUUUGAUUCAGAUGUCACUGACAGUAGCUCAGGAGGGGAGUCAGACAUCGAGGAAGAAGAAUUGGCCAAGGCUAAUACAGAACAACGUCAUGUGCCACUGCGACACCGGUCAGAAUGGAGAUGGGCAGCAGACCGGGCAGCUAUUGUCAGCCGCUGGAAUUGGCUUCAGGCUCACGUCUCUGAUUUGGAAUAUCGAAUUCGGCAACAAACAGAUAUUUACAAACAGAUUCGAGCUAAUAAGGGGUUGAUAGUUCUUGGUGAGGCAUCUCCUGCAGAACACACAGCAGUAGACUCAUCCCUUCCCUUUAAUACUGAGGUGAAGGCUGAACAUGGGACUGACAGACUGAUUGAUUCCUUAUCUCAGCCGCUGGAAAAUCUUGGUACCCACAAUACUUCAGAGACUCUUUCCACCAAACCAUGCGGAAUAGUGAGACCAAUCAAUGGAGUUAUUAAUCCACUCCAGGUUAGUUUGGCAGACCAUACUACGGGAGAUGGUUCUGAUGCUGAAGAACUGCUACAUAAAAAGCAACGGUUGAAUCUGGUUUCUGCUUCCACUGAUGGUCCAUGUGGAGCAGCCCGGACACGUCCUGUGUUGAGUUGUAAGAAACGGAGACUCGUUCGGCCUCAUAGCAUUGUGCCCCUCUCUAAGAAGGUUCACAGAAGCAGUACUUUACGAAGCAGCUGUGAUGUGAAUGUUUCCUGUGUGCUCUGUGGUGGUUCAAGUAGUGGCAGUAGUACGAUGCCUCCUGAGAUCCAGUAUGAAGCUCCACUCUUGGAGCGCCUCUCCCAGUUGGACUCUUGUGUUCAUCCUGUAUUAGCAUUCCCAGAUGACGUUCCCACAAGCCUGCACUUCCAGAGUAUGCUGAAAUCUCAGUGGCAGAACAAACCCUUUGAGAAAGUCAAACCUCCCAAAAAGCUUUCACUCAAGCACAGAGCACCCAUGCCGGGCAGCCUUCCUGAUCCUGUUCGUAAAGAUAGGCACAAGUUGGUCAACUCCUUUCUAGCAGCAGCCAUGCUGAAACAUCACACAGAUGUAGGCAAUUCAAGCUAUUUGACACCUGUAACCCACCAUCCACCACCCAGUCCUUUGGUACGACAGCUCUCCUCAUCCACCUCAUCGGAUGGCUCUGUGCCCACCAGCUCAAGUUCACAGGGCACAGUUACCCCCUCUCAACCUGUAAGGAGGAGACGGGGAGAAAGUUCAUUUGACAUUAACAACAUUGUAAUCCCAAUGUCUGUUGCUGCAACAACACGUGUAGAAAAGCUACAGUACAAGGAGAUUCUUACACCCAGCUGGAGGGAAGUGGAUCUUCAGUCUCUAAAGGUGAAUCCUGAUGAAGAGAAUGAGGAGAUUGAGGACCUCUCUGAUGCAGCUUUUGCAGCCCUGCAUGCCAAGUGUGAGGAGAUGGAGCGAGCACGAUGGUUGUGGACCACAAGUGUGCCACCCCAGCGGCGAGGUAGCAGGUCUUAUAGGUCAUCAGAUGGCCGGACAACCCCGCAACUGGGCAAUGCCAACUCUUCCACUCCCCAGCCUGCUUCUCCAGAUAUCAGCAAUAGCCACUCGAUUUCAGAGUUUUCCCACAGUCAGUCCCCUCGAAGCCCCAUCAGCCCAGACCUGCUUUCUGCUUCCCUCACUCCUAUAGCCCGAGAGAACCUGCGACAUCUGUCCAUUGAAGAUACUCGUUGUUCCACCCCAGAGUUGGGACUGGAUGAACAGACUGUCCAACCCUGGGAGCGGCGCAGCUUCCCCCUGGCCCACAGCCCCCAGGCAGAGUGUGAAGACCAGCUGGAUGCACAGGAGCGGGCAGCCCGUUGUACUCGGCGUACCCCAGGCGGCAAGGGAGGCAGGGAGCUGGACAGUGCACCCACCUCCCCUCCUCUUGCAAGUUUCAAGAGCAGGCACCUGUCAUCAUCAGCCACAGUGCAGCGCCCUACCCACAGAUGAACAAGUGGAGUUUGAGAGUCCAACUGAAAUGAACUCACUAACUUGGCAUUAAAGCUUCAGAAAUCUCUUGUGUUUGAUAUUCAAACAUCAUAUGCCGAAAAUUUUCACAGUUUUUAGUGAAUUUAAGGAGUUUAGAAACUGUUUUGGUCUUCUUUUCCCCCUUUCCUUUUUUCCCUUUCAUUUUUGGUUUUCAUGUUGUCUUGUGGCACACCCUAAAUGGACUAUUCCUCCAGUUGGCAAACAAAAGUUUUGGGUAAGACCCUUCCCACCCCUAACUUCCCACCCUGCCUGGUUCUAGCAUGCUUCCCAGCCCCACUGAUUUACUGAACUUUCAGAUUCAUUUUUCCUUACUUAUUAAAACAUGUUUUUGUCACCUGGAACCCAGACAUUAGAGUGCUGAUGUGGGCAUGGGCAUUGGAGUAUUCAUAUUCAGCCCUGACUCCCACUAGGUCUACUGAACGGCUUGCUUGAGGCAGUCUGAAAUGUGUGUAGACCUCAGGUAAACAGGUGGAGCUUCCCUUUAAUGUGGCUAGAA
Molecule: messenger RNA, 4471 nt
Organism: Sarcophilus harrisii (Tasmanian devil)
Lineage: Eukaryota; Metazoa; Chordata; Mammalia; Dasyuromorphia; Dasyuridae
Gene: KANSL1
Product: KAT8 regulatory NSL complex subunit 1
Exons: 14
Coding region: 802-3936 (1044 amino acids)
Cellular component (GO): NSL complex
Molecular function (GO): histone acetyltransferase binding
Source: RefSeq, a predicted model, not a curated record